CUGCCUCCUUCCGUGCCCGCCCACCUCCCAGUCUGGCUCCCUCCCUCCGCCUGUCAGCCGCUGUGCAGCCGCCGCAGAGAGAUGGGCCUGGCUCGGGGAAGCGGGGACGCUGCUGCCGCUGCUCGGCGGAGUUAAAGGUUCAUUGAUACAGUAGCAUGAUCACAGACUUGGAGGCAGGAGAACCUGGAUUCAGAAUUCACCUCUAACACUAGUUAUGUGAUGUUGGAUCUGGAUUGGCAUAUUACGGGACGUUUUAUUAAUAACAUUAACAGUUCAUACAGGCUACACAGUGACCACUAAAAGAGCUAAUUUUCUUAAGUACAAGUGACCUAUCACCUCCACACAGUCAGAGCAAUGUCCUAUGUUUUUGUAAAUGAUUCUUCUCAAACGAAUGUGCCUCUGCUGCAGGCUUGUAUUGAUGGAGAUUUUAACUAUUCCAAGAGGUUAUUAGAAAGUGGCUUUGACCCAAAUAUUCGUGAUAGCAGAGGCCGAACAGGCCUUCACCUUGCUGCCGCACGAGGAAAUGUAGACAUCUGCCAAUUGUUGCACAAAUUUGGUGCUGAUCUCCUGGCCACAGAUUAUCAAGGAAACACAGCCCUUCACCUCUGUGGUCAUGUGGAUACUAUACAAUUCCUUGUUUCCAAUGGACUCAAAAUUGACAUUUGUAAUCAUCAAGGUGCAACACCCCUGGUACUGGCAAAGCGAAGAGGAGUGAAUAAAGAUGUUAUCCGAUUGCUGGAGUCAUUGGAAGAGCAAGAAGUGAAAGGUUUUAACAGAGGAGCCCAUUCUAAGCUGGAAACCAUGCAGACUGCUGAGAGUGAAAGUGCCAUGGAAAGCCAUUCUCUUCUUAAUCCCAAUUUGCAACAAGGUGAAGGAGUACUCUCAAGCUUCCGAACUACAUGGCAGGAAUUUGUGGAGGAUUUGGGCUUCUGGCGAGUGUUGCUUCUGAUUGUUGUCAUUGCACUACUUUCUCUUGGAAUUGCAUACUAUGUCAGUGGUGUUCUUCCCUUUGUGGAAAAUCAGCCUGAACUGGUACAUUAGUCAUGGAAGGAAGGCAAGUGCCUCUUGCCUAUUUGUCAUCUGUGUUCUAAAUUUCCCAAAAUGUUUCUCCUAGCGUAACGCUAGUAGCAUAUUAUUUGGCUUUUAUACUAUUAGUGCAUUGUUAUUCUUUAGGAAAGGAGAUUUAUUCAUUUGAAUUAACUGUUCUAAAUUCUAAAGUAUUUUAAAGCUACCUCUGAUACGUCAUUUUAAUACAGGCUAGGACUAGCAACAUCCAAUUCUGGUAAAAGCUAAGGAUAAAUAAAGAAUGAAAAUAAGAUUGCUAAUAAUUGUUAAUCCAGAAACCUUAUAUUAUUACAAGGACCAAUUAAAUGCAAUUUUUUAAAGAGUUGUUUAUGAUAAAGAUAUUCUCAUUGAGGCAUUUUUUUUCCCUUUGUAAUAGUUUACUUUCUCUAAUGGAAGGAAGGAAAGAAGGAUGAAAAACUCCUACUUUAAACUGGAUAACAUCUAUACUAUCCCUUAAAACAUACUGAGAGCUAACAUGAGCAGCAAGGCAGUGAGGUGGUACCAUGAAUGGAGUGCUAGACCUGGAGUUGGGAAAACCUGAAUUAGAAUCCUGCCUCAGAAAUUAGCUGUGUGAUCCUGGAAAGAUCACCUAAUGUCCUUGGGCCUCAGUGUCCCUUCAAUAAAAUGGAGGGGUAAGUUUUGAUGAUCUUUAAAAUCCCUAUGAUACUAGUAAAUAGAAGACCAAUAUUUCAAGUCAAGAAGACUUUGGUUCAAGUCCUUAAAUUUAUUGACUAGGUGACUAUGAAUAAGCCACUUAAUCCCUCAUUACUCCAGGUAACUGAGACUGUGCAUUAUAGAUAAAUUACUGAUCUCUAUUCUUGGACUACCAAGAGUUCCCCACAGCUAUGAAGCCACACAUCUGGACCCAUUCAAUUAUUUUCUUGUUCAGUCACAACCCAAACAAAGCUUUGGGAAUAAGCUACAUUUCAAUCCUUACUUUUUUUUUUCCUUUAAAAGUGAUUGAGUCAAUGUUUAUUUAUUUGCUUUUCAUGUAAUAUUGUGUUAAUGGUGUUACAGUGUCUUUAGGGGGAUGGUUAUACUAUUUAGUUUUUUCUUUUUUAAUUUUCCGACUACUUGGGUAUCUAUGCAAAAUAAGCUUGAGAAGUUCAGUUUUCCCUGUUUGAUUUCCCAUUUCUUCUUUAGUGUUUCAUUUCAAAAGCCUCCUAUUCAUCAAAAAUAUCUCUGAAAACCCAUUUUCUUCUUAAUGGUUGGAGGAAAAAAGAUCGUGAUGCAAAAUAUUUGGCUGUCAGUUUAAUUCUGUAGUGCUAUUAUUUUAGUGAUAAACUUCAUCUUAUAAGACAGUUACAUUUUCACAAUUGUACCAUAUGAUGUUUUAAUCUUCUUGUUUAUGAUGUUAUUUAGAGGCCUUGCUAUUAUUUCCAUAAAAAUCCCUUCAAUGUCAGUAGUUCUCUGAUGGCACAUACUGAUGGGAUAUUUCUGAGUUAGCACUGAUGAGCAGUAUUGUCCUGGGUAUUAUAAACUCUUUGUGGAUGGGCAUGAUAUGUAAAUUCAUAUUUGGCCCCCAAACAUAAUAUUGCAACUGCAGCAGCAAGACUGAAAGCCCAUUUGUUAAUAAUUCUGGAAUGCUAUAAAUCAUAUUAUUAGGUUAAUAAGUUUGAAAAUUAUUCUUUGGAAGAAAUGAGAAAAUUGUUUUGAGCAGACUAAUGACUUUAUGUCUUAGAACAAAAGUACCUAAGUUACUAAUAAUUGAAGUGUUUCUAGAAUUAGAAAUUGUAGAAUAAAAUUAUGCAUUUUGCUUCUCUUAUUCUUUUCAUGUCUUCAUAUGGUUUGAGGGUUUGUAUUUCUGUAUCCAGGUUAAGGUUGCUUUAUAUGGUUUUAUCUUUACUAAAAGAUCUGUUAUGAAUUUCUUGAUAAAAUUACUGCUUUACAAUAGGCUUGUACAUAGGCUUAUUUUUAAGUUAGGUGCAAACAAAAGCAACACUAGUUAGCAUAAAUACAACAAAAUUAGAAGUAACCUUAAAAUGGAAUCUUCUAAAACCUAAUUAGAAAGCUGUUCAGAAUGAAUGCUUUGCAAAUCAGCAAAGACGUUCACAAUUGGUAUGCAGAUAUAUCACAUUUUUAAAAGUUACAGAUUGAGUAAUGUUUCCUUCUAAGUGCUAUGCUCUUAUGCUCUUUGUAGACCUUAUUCUGUAUAUAUACUAAUAUCACCAAUAAAUGUGUUUGUGUUUUCCAAG
Messenger RNA from Sarcophilus harrisii (Tasmanian devil), 3260 nucleotides. It is a transcript of the gene ANKRD46, whose product is annotated as ankyrin repeat domain 46. The transcript has 6 exons. Gene Ontology annotation, molecular function: protein binding. Lineage: Eukaryota; Metazoa; Chordata; Mammalia; Dasyuromorphia; Dasyuridae. The coding region runs from base 355 to 1041 and encodes 228 amino acids. The record is from RefSeq and is a predicted model, not a curated record.